This is a messenger RNA of Astyanax mexicanus (Mexican tetra), 2880 nucleotides long. RefSeq names its product NLR family CARD domain-containing protein 3-like. The transcript is spliced from 10 exons. Bases 1 to 2880 code for a protein of 959 amino acids. The record is from RefSeq and is a predicted model, not a curated record. Lineage: Eukaryota; Metazoa; Chordata; Actinopteri; Characiformes; Acestrorhamphidae.
AUGCGGUUCCGCAGAGAGGAGACCAGGGGUGGGUUAAACAUCCGUGCGUUGGCCGGAGGGGCAGCCGGCGGCGCCGUAGACAGGGAGAAUGGAGGGCAGGAAGCUCCAGGGAGGGGUCAGGGCGAGUGCAGCAGACUGGGGAGGACCCACGAGAGAGGAGGUGGAGAAAGGCUGAACUGUGAAAAUGCAGAACGACCAGACUCACCUGGAUCCAGCUGUGUGUCCUUCAAGAGUGCACAGUCAAAGACAGAACCUCUCAACUUCAAGGAUGGAUCAGUCCCUCAAGAGAGUGAAAAUGCAGAACGACCAGAGUCACCUGGAUCCAGCUGUGUGUCCUUCAAGAGUGCACAGUCAAAGACAGAACCUCUCAACUUCAAGGAUGGAUCAGUCCCUCAAGAGAGUGAAAAUGCAGAACGACCAGAGUCACCUGGAUCCAGCUGUGUGUCCUUCAAGAGUGCACAGUCAAAGACAGAACCUCUCAACUUCAAGGAUGGAUCAGUCCCUCAAGAGAGUGAAAAUGCAGAACGACCAGACUCACCUGGAUCCAGCUGUGUGUCCUUCAAGAGUGCACAGUCAAAGACAGAACCUCUCAACUUCAAGGAUGGAUCAGUCCCUCAAGAGAGGUUACCCAAAACACCAGCAUCCUCUCCUUCCCUGAAGUUGGAUCAGUCAAACAAGGAGAAGUUGCCUUUGCAUUCCUCUGACCCUCAAUGCAGCAGGAGUAAAAGGUUACCCAAAACCCCAGGACCCUCUCCCUCCCUGAAGGUGGCAUUCAACAAAGAGAAGUUGCUUUUGUGUCCCUUUUGCUCCUCUGAUUCUCAAUAUAGCCAGAUUGAAAGUGGUGAAAAGGUUUUAGAGCCGGAUGCCGAUGGUGACCAGCCUCAAAGGAAUCCUAAAGAUUUCUCUGACAUCUUUGCUGAUCUUGAGAGAAAAAUGACUGUGUUUAUAAAGCAUGAGAUGGAAAUGUAUAAAAAACUGCUGAGAAAGGAAAACACAGCUUUCUACAGAAACGUCAAGCAAAUAAAGUGGAAUUUGAAACAGACAGUCCUUGGCCUGACGCUGUCUUUUCUGAACCUGAUGAAUCGUGAGGACAUUGCUGCUGCCCUGCAAAAUGAGCUGAUUGGAGUUAUACAGCGUCCACUUAAAGAAGGAAUGAAAAACAAGUAUCAACAUGUUUGUGAAGGAAUUGCAAAGCAGGGAGAAUCCACCAGUCUGAAUAAGAUCUACACAGAUCUGUACAUCACUGAGGGUGGAGCUGGACACGUCAACAAAGAACAUGAAGUGAGACGUAUCGAGAAAAAUCAGAUGCAGCAAGAGGUACAAAUCGAAUGCAAGAACAUGUUUGAACUUUUACCUGGACAAGACAGACCCAUCAGAACUGUGCUGACACAGGGAGUUGCAGGAAUUGGAAAAUCAAUCUGUGUGCAGAAGUUCAUUUUGGACUGGGCUGAAGGUAAAGAACAUCAGGACAUCCAGUUCAUAUUUCCACUUCCUUUCAGGGAACUGAACUUAAAGAAAGGACAUCAAAGUUUGAUGGACAUCAUCACAUAUUUCUUCCCAGAGACAAAAGGCCUGAUAUUAACAGAUCAGAACAAAGUCAUGUUCAUCUUUGAUGGACUGGAUGAAUGUAAACUUCCUUUAUCUUUCCACAAAACUGAGAGUCUGAAAAAUGUCUGUGAAGCAGCUUCAUUGGAUGUUGUACUGACAAACCUCAUCAAGGGAAAUCUGUCUCCCUCAGCUCAGAUCUGGAUAACAACAAGACCAGCUGCAGCCAGUAAGAUCCCUGCAGAGUGUGUUGACCGAGUGUCAGAGGUGCGCGGCUUCAAUGAUCAGCAGAAGGAGGAGUACUUCAGAAAGAGAAUCAGUGAUCAGAAACUGGCUAACAAAAUAAUUGACCAUAUCAGAGAAUCCAGGAGCCUCCACAUCAUGUGCCAUAUCCCAGUCUUCUGUUGGAUCUCAGCCACUGUGCUUCAGACAAUUCUGGAAGAAACAGAGAGUGAGGAAACCAACACCAAAGGAACACCAAAGACACUGACGGAAAUGUACACAUGCUUUCUGAUCUUUCAGACCAUACAGGGAAACAAGAAGUACUCUGGAAAGAAUGUCUUGGACAUACCAUGGGAUAAAGAGGCAGUUAUGGAUCUGAGUGAAUUGGCUUUUCAGCAAUUGGAAAAAAACAGCCUGAUCUUCUAUGAAGAUGAUCUAAAAUCAUGUAGAAUUGACCCCAGUAAGAUAUCGGUGUACUCAGGACUGUGCACUCAGGAGACUGGCCGAUUUCUUGGUACAGUUUUCAGCUUUGUUCAUCUGAGCAUUCAGGAGUUCAUCGCAGCUGUAUUUGCAUACAUUUGUGUCAGAAAUGAGCACAGGAACGUUUUUGAACCACAGUCCACAUCACAGGACAGCAAAACAACAGAGCUCAUUGAUUUUCUCAAGGCUGCAGUAGACAAGGCUUUGGAGAGUGAACAUGGACACCUGGACCUCUUCCUUCGCUUCCUUCUGGGUCUCUCACUGGAGUCUAAUGAGAAGCUCAUCCGAGGUCUGUUGACCAAGCCUGACAGCAGAUGUGACUGCCAAAAGAAUAUAGUCGACUACAUCAAGUUAAAGUUCAAGGAAAAUCCCUCUCCAGAGAGAUCCAUCAAUCUGUUCUACUGUCUGAACGAGUUAAAUGAUGAUUCUCUGGUGAAAGAGAUCCAGAGUCACAUGAGUUCAGGACGUCUCUCUGAAGUUAAACUCUCACCUGCUCAGUGGUCAGCUCUGGUCUUUGUGCUGCUGACAUCAAAAGAGAAGCUGGAUGAGUUUGAUCUGAAGAAGUUUAUCAGAUCAGACGAAUGUCUUAACAGACUGCUGUCAGUGGUUCAAGAAGCCUCAAGUGCUCUGUAA